Messenger RNA from Necator americanus (New World hookworm), 291 nucleotides. RefSeq lists its product as uncharacterized. NCBI's taxonomy places the organism in Eukaryota, Metazoa, Nematoda, Chromadorea, Rhabditida, Ancylostomatidae. The record is from RefSeq and is a predicted model, not a curated record. Bases 1 to 291 code for a protein of 96 amino acids. The transcript has a single exon.
AUGAUGCUGUGUGUUCUAAAUACGUUACUCUCAUUUCCAGAAUAUAUCGGACCAUCUCUUCAGUUCCCUGUUGCCGCACCAACUUUUGCUGUAGGAGGACUCAGAGCAAAGAUCGAGUCAUGGGUGGAAACAUACGAAGAUUUUAUUGGAAUUGAAAUAGUAAAACAUGCUCAAGAAGGAGUUGUGAUGUGGAAGCAGGAGCUCAGCGAAGCUCAGUUUGCACGACGAGAUAAGCAGAUGGAGAUCAAAAGUUUACAUUCUCGGCUUAAAGGCAUCAACCCACGAAUCUAG